This is a messenger RNA of Glossina fuscipes, 1423 nucleotides long. RefSeq names its product actin, indirect flight muscle. Lineage: Eukaryota; Metazoa; Arthropoda; Insecta; Diptera; Glossinidae. The transcript is spliced from 2 exons. The record is from RefSeq and is a predicted model, not a curated record. The coding region runs from base 81 to 1211 and encodes 376 amino acids. Gene Ontology annotation, biological process: mitotic cytokinesis.
AAAAGAAUCAUUUCUUUAAAAAAAAAUUUUUAAAUAUUUUUCAAUUGUUGACCAAUAAAGAAACCCUAUAAACUAACAAAAUGUGUGAUGAUGAUGCUGGUGCUUUAGUUAUUGACAACGGUUCGGGCAUGUGCAAAGCCGGCUUCGCUGGUGAUGAUGCCCCCCGUGCUGUCUUCCCAUCGAUUGUUGGUCGUCCUCGUCAUCAGGGUGUGAUGGUCGGUAUGGGUCAAAAAGAUUCCUACGUUGGUGACGAGGCUCAAAGCAAACGUGGUAUUUUAACUUUAAAAUAUCCCAUCGAACACGGCAUCAUCACCAAUUGGGAUGAUAUGGAAAAGAUCUGGCAUCACACAUUCUACAAUGAGUUGCGUGUGGCCCCCGAAGAACAUCCAGUAUUAUUGACUGAGGCCCCAUUGAAUCCCAAGGCUAAUCGUGAAAAGAUGACACAAAUCAUGUUUGAAACUUUCAAUUCGCCAGCCAUGUACGUAGCCAUUCAGGCUGUAUUGUCCUUAUACGCUUCCGGUCGUACCACUGGUAUUGUAUUGGAUUCUGGUGAUGGUGUAUCGCACACUGUCCCCAUUUAUGAAGGUUUCGCUUUACCUCAUGCCAUCUUGCGUUUGGAUUUGGCUGGUCGUGAUUUGACUGAUUAUCUUAUGAAAAUUUUGACUGAACGUGGCUACUCGUUCACCACUACAGCUGAACGUGAAAUCGUGCGUGAUAUUAAAGAGAAAUUGUGCUAUGUUGCUUUGGACUUUGAGCAAGAAAUGGCUACUGCUGCCGCUUCUACCUCAUUGGAGAAAUCCUAUGAAUUGCCUGACGGUCAAGUAAUUACUAUUGGCAAUGAGCGUUUCCGUUGCCCUGAGGCUCUCUUCCAACCAUCCUUCUUGGGUAUGGAAUCGUGUGGUAUCCAUGAGACUGUUUACAAUUCGAUCAUGAAGUGCGAUGUCGACAUCCGUAAAGAUUUAUACGCUAACUCUGUGUUGUCUGGUGGUACCACUAUGUAUCCCGGUAUUGCUGAUCGUAUGCAAAAGGAAAUCACUGCCUUGGCUCCUUCAACUAUUAAAAUUAAGAUUAUCGCUCCACCUGAAAGAAAGUACUCCGUCUGGAUUGGUGGCUCCAUUUUGGCUUCCCUUUCCACCUUCCAACAGAUGUGGAUCUCGAAGCAAGAAUACGAUGAAUCCGGUCCCGGUAUUGUGCAUCGCAAAUGCUUCUAAAUCUUUGCGACCAAAAAGAUUUUUUCCAAGCAUUACAUUAACUACUCUAUACAUCUCCGAUAGCAACGGCAAUAACAACAAUAAGAGCAAUAAUAGCAAUAAUAUCAAUCAACAACAACAACAACAACAACAACAACAACAAUAUGAACAACAAUAUGAACAACAACAGCAGCAACUAUAUAAAAAGGAUACAAAUAUCAUAACAGAAACAU